Myxocyprinus asiaticus (Chinese sucker) is the source of this 12251-nucleotide messenger RNA. RefSeq names its product dystrophin-like. Gene Ontology annotation, cellular component: plasma membrane. Bases 414 to 10922 code for a protein of 3502 amino acids. Lineage: Eukaryota; Metazoa; Chordata; Actinopteri; Cypriniformes; Catostomidae. The record is from RefSeq and is a predicted model, not a curated record. The transcript has 78 exons. Gene Ontology annotation, biological process: synaptic signaling. Gene Ontology annotation, molecular function: zinc ion binding; protein binding.
UGGCAGUGUUCGGGACGCGCGGUGUGGACGCGUAGCUCUCAUUUUGAUAUUCAUGAGUAAAGUAAACUUUAUAGAAACACCGAACUAAAGUAAAAUACACCAGAAGCGCCAAAACAAUCGAACUGGAUAACUUUGAAGUUUUUCUAAAGGAGUUUGGAUCACUUAGAGCACUGAGCAGAGAUCUGGAGGAAUAGACGCGCUGGCAGCGGCUUGUGAAGUCUCGAGCGCUGAACAUGCCCUAAAAUGAGUCAAUGAUUCAAUAAUUGAUGAGAGUCACUGUACUGCACUGGGAGAUUCAUCACGCAAAGGGAUUUACAGAGGUGUUGUAUAUGUAAAGCUGAGCCCUGCCAAUCCCCUGUGGUUGGAUUUCUAUACUAACGUGUCAGACAUACCCGUGACUCCUGAGAAGUAAGAUGGCUACAGUGGGCAUGCUGUCAGAGGCCUCUGAGAGCGGAGACAACAAUGAAUUCACUGAUAUCAUCAGAUGGAGAUCAGAUGAGCAUGAUGCUGUACAGAAGAAAACCUUCACGAAGUGGAUCAAUGCUCAGUUCUCCAAGACGGGAAAGACGCCUAUUAAAGACAUGUUCUCUGACCUGAGAGACGGACGAAAACUGCUCGAUCUGCUAGAGGGACUAACUGCAACUACACUGACCAAAGAGCGUGGCUCCACCAGAGUUCACUCCCUCAACAACGUCAACAGAGUCCUGCAAGUGCUUCAUCAGAACAGCGUGGAUUUGGUGAAUAUUGGAGGGACUGAUAUUGUUGAUGGGAAUCAUAAACUCACUCUGGGACUCAUCUGGAGUAUCAUACUACAUUGGCAGGUGAAGGAUGUUAUGAAGGAUGUGAUGUCCAGUCUUCAGCAGACCAACAGCGAGAAGAUUCUGCUGAGCUGGGUUAGAAACUGCACACGUAACUAUGACAACGUCAACGUGCUCAACUUUACCACCAGCUGGGCAGACGGGUUGGCGUUCAACGCCGUGUUACAUCACUUCAGGCCACAUGGGUUCAGCUGGGAGGAAGUAGUUAAUCUAACACCAGUAGAGCGACUGGAGCAUGCCUUCACAUUCGCCAAAGAUCAACUCAACAUUGAGAGACUGCUGGACCCAGAAGACGUGGCGGUGCAGUUGCCUGAUAAGAAGUCCAUAAUUAUGUAUGUGACAUCAUGUUUUGCUGUGUUUCCCAAUGACAUCACAAUGGAUGACAUCAGAGAGGUUGAGACGCUACCUAGACGCUAUAAGGUGGAGACAGAAGAGGGACAUUCUGGAUUGGCUGAAAAGGCAGUGGAGGCGGGCAGUGCACUGGCAAAGGUGCCCAGCACACUGACAGUGGUGGAGAUGGAGGGAGAGAUGGAGGUGAAUCUGGACACGUAUCAGAUCACACUGGAGGAGGUUCUCACUUGGCUGCUGUCUGCUGAGGACGCAAUGCACAUGCAGGACGAUGUGUCUGAUGACGUCGAGGAGGUCAAAGAGCAGUUCCACACGCAUGAGGCCUUCAUGAUGGAGUUGACGGCGCACCAGAGCAGUGUGGGCAACGUCUUGCAGGCGGGAAACCAGCUGAUCACUCAGGGCAACCUCAGUGAGGAAGAGGAGAUGGAGAUCCGAGAGCAGAUGACCCUGCUGAAUGCACGCUGGGAAAGCCUGCGGGUGGACAGUAUGGACCGCCAGUCCAGACUUCAUGAAGUUCUCAUGGACCUUCAACAACAGCAGCUCCAGCAGCUCUCCGAUUGGCUGACACAGACCGAGGGGCGGAUCCGUAAAAUGGAAACAGAGCCAAUAGCAGGAGGCAUGGAGGGAUAUGUGUCUCAGAUAGAGCAGCACAAAAUGUUGCAGAAUGACCUAGAGGUGGAACAGGUGAAGGUGAACUCUCUUACACACAUGGUGGUGGUUGUGGAUGAGAACAGUGGUGAGAGCGCCACCGCUGCCCUGGAAGACCAACUGCAGUCACUGGGAGAGCGCUGGGCGGCGGUGUGUCGCUGGACAGAAGAGCGCUGGAACAAACUUGAGGAAAUUCAGCUGGUGUGGCAGCGACUACUCGACGACCAGAGUUUGUUUGGAUCCUGGCUGGCAGAGAAGGAAAAGGCCUUAAGUGAAGCUCAGACCAGUGAUUUCAAAGACCCCAGUGAAAUAAACGCCAGUGUCCGCAGAUUAGCCAGUCUUAAAGAGGACAUGGCACAGAAGCGAAGGACCCUGAGUGCUCUGUCAGAUGCUGGACAGGACGUGAUGUAUCUGUUGAACAGUCCAGCCGCAGCUCAGAAGAUCAAGUCUGAAACAGACGGGCUGACCCAACGCUGGGACAACCUGGUCCAGAAACUGGAGGACUGCUCCAGUCAGGUUACUGAGGCGGUGUCUGUUACCAGGGGGUCCCAGGUACAGGAAAAGGUUGUCAUGGAGACGAUCACAACAGUAACGACGCGGAUGGAGCAGACUUUCACCAGCAGCGACCGGGAGUUAACGCCACCAGCCCCACCAAAACGGCGACAUCUAGAUACAGACGGCGAGCUCAGGAGGCUAGCUGAAAUAGAUGUUCCCGAGCUUUUAUCCCGACUGACUGAAUGGAAAUCAUCUGCAUUAGCUGCAAGAGACUCAUCUGAUCUGAAAGGCAAACUACAGGCUAUGGAGGUGGGGCUUGCUGAGAGGGAGGGGCCACUGAAAGAGGUGGUGCAGAAAGGAGAAAAUAUGAUUGAACAGCUGGAGAAAGAGGGUCUGUCCACAGAUGAGGCUCAUUCCAGUCUGGACUUAGUGAAUAAGGAAUGGGAGGGCUGUCAGAACUUGAUGCAGGAUCUGAGGAACCGAGCUCAAGUUCUUGAUCGUCUGCCAGCGGUUCUCUCAGGAUGGAAGGCUGUAGAUGGAGUUCUUCAGGAGCAGGAGAAAUGGUUGAUCUCCACUGAAGGGUUUAGAGCAAAAGAUGACCAGCAGGACCUGCAGACACUCAAAAAUGAGUGUGAGUGUCGGAUAGCAGAGCUGAUAAAGCUGCAGCCGCAGGUGGAAGAUCUCUGUGUCCAGGGUGAGCAUCUGACUGCAGAACCUGGUGCUCCUGAUACCAUCAAACCCAGUCUGACAGUGAUGGCAUCACGCCACAGCACAGUUAUUCAAGAGCUCAAGACACGGCAGCAGGACAUCAGCACAGUGUUAACCAGGCUGGUGGGGUCCAGAGCACUGCAGCAAAUGGAGUCCAGACUGUGUGCUAUUAGAGAUGAUGUCAGAGACAUAACAACAGCUGAACAGGCAGUCAUCAAAGCUCAGGCUCUUUGCGCAGAGAUCGAUCAACAGAAGCAGAAGGUUUCAGACCCAUCAGAUCAGCUGAGCUGGAUUGAACUCUCUAGUGCUGCCCACGACCAGCUCGGCAUGCUACAGUGUAUUUUGGGCAGCAUGAAGGACACUAAUGUGAAGAGUGAGGAGGUUUGCCGCUGGGUAGACGCAGUUGAGGAACUUCUGUCUCGAGACACCAGCGGCCUCAGCCACGGCGACAAACUACAGGAAGAACUCAACCAAUGCAAGGAGUUUGUUGGUGAGAUGGAGACUGUGGAAUCAUCUCUGAAGCAGAUGGGAGAAAAUGUGGUGGCCGUACAGCAGAGUGCAGUACCAGGACUGACCAGCUGGGGGCAAAAGAAGUUAGAAGAAAGUCAGAGACGCUGGGACAUGCUCAGUAAAGAGUUGUUGAUUCGUGAGGAGCGUGCGAAUGAAGGUAAGGAGAAAGUGAUGAACCUGAAGAAAGAUCUGGCGGAGAUGAGAGAGUGGAUGAUUCAAGUGGACGAGGAGCACCUCAUGAGAGACUUUGAGUACAAGAGUCCAGAGGAGCUGGAGGAAGCUUUGCAGGAGAUGAAGAGGGCCAAAGAGGAUGUAUUACAGAAGGAAGUGCGAGUGAAGAUUUUGAAGGACAGCAUUAAUGUGUUUAUGACUAAGUUGCCCCCUGGUGGUCAAGACCUGAGCAGCGAACUCACUGAAGUCCUGAAGAACUACAAUAAACUGUGUGAUCGCUUUAAGAGCAAGUGCCAUACCCUUGAGGAGGUGUGGUCAUGCUGGAUUGAGCUGCUGCAGUAUCUAGAUGUGGAGUCUGGCUGGUUGAACACAUUGGAGGAGAAUGUUCAGGCCACAGAGAACAUCCCAGAAAACACAGAAGCCAUCAGUGAAGCUCUAGAGUCUCUGGAGUCAGUUCUCCGUCAUCCGGGUGAUAACAGGACACAGAUCCGAGAGCUGGCUCAAACUCUGAUCGAUGGAGGGAUUCUGGAUGACCUCAUCAGCGAAAAACUGGAGAAUUUCAACUGCCGCUACGAUGAGCUGACUCACCAGGCCUCUGCUCGUCAGAUGUGUCUUGUGCAACAGUUGGGGUCUCUGAGAGAGAAUGAGACGGCCUUACACACACUACAGACAGCUCUUACACACCUGGACCAGACACUUACCUCUUACCUUACAGACCGCAUCGAUGCCUUCCAGCUGCCACAGGAAGCUCAGGCGAUCCAGGCAGAGAUCGCAGCCCAUGAGGCCACGCUGGAGGACCUGAGGAGGAGGAAUGUGGGGAAUGUGCCUACGACAGCCCCAGAGGGCAAACCAGUGCGAGGAGGCACCCUGCUGGACCAGCUACAGCGUAAACUCCGUGAGAUCAUUACGAAAUUCCAGCUGUUCCAGAAACCUGCUAACUUUGAGCAGCGGAUGCUAGACUGCAAGAGGAUUCUGGAAAAUGCCAAAGCUGAACUUCACGUUCUGGACCUGAGAGACACACAACCAGAGGAGAUUCAAGCCCAUCUCAAUGGAUGCAUGAAACUGUAUAAGAUCUUGAGUGAGGUGAAACUGGAGGUGGAGACAGUGAUUAAAACAGGCAGACAGAUAGUACAGAAACAGCAGACGGAGAAUCCUAAAGGAAUGGAUGAACAGCUCACCGCACUCAAAUUACUCUACAAUGACUUGGGAGCUCGGGUGACGGAGGGGAAGCAGGAUUUGGAAAAGGCUCUGUCUCUGUCUCAGCGGCUGAAGAAGGACAGUGCCGCCCUGCAGGCCUGGAUGAACCACACUGACACUCAACUCAAAGAGAAACUCAACACAGGGGAUAUGCCCGCUGAUGUCGAUGCAGAGAUCACAUGGGCCAAUGGUGUGUUGAAGGAGUCUGAACGGAAGAAGAAUGAUCUGUCUGUGAUCAUGGAGAACAGCGCCGCCCUGCAGGCGUUAGUGGAGGGGAGUGAAGCUCAGCUGGAGGAUCAGCUGUUUGAACUGAAUGAGGAUUGGGAGCGUGUGAACACUGUGAUAGAGGACUGGCUCAGUGCUGUUCUGAAUCACAGGCAGGAGGUGGAGAUGUUUGAUGAGAAUUUGGCUCAUAUCAGCACGUGGCUCUAUCAGACUGAAAUCCGAUUGGAUGAGAUGGAGAAGAUGCCUACAGCCGAGAGAGACAGAAUGAUGAAGGCUGUUUUGUGCGAGUUGGAUGGUAUGAGUGUGCGUGUGGACAGCGCUCGUGAUCAGGCAGUAAUAUUAAUGACCAGUAGGGGGCCUGCGUGCAGAGAGCUAGUGGAACCCAAACUGGCUGACGUCAACCGCAGCUUCCACAAGGUGGCGCAGCACAUCAGCUCUGCUCAGGUGUCGGCCGGUCUCGAGGUCAAACAGGAGGCAGUAUGUCCACAGCAGGAAGUGUCAGAUGAGUGGUCUGCUCCUCAUGUAUCCGCUCAGCUACAGCUAUUUGAAUCUGACCUACAAGCUGCUCUCGAAGCACUGGAGCAACAGGGCCAUACACACAUACCUGAUGAUGAGAGGUUGGAUGAGGAGAAAGCUCAUAUUGAGGAGGUGUUGAGAAGAGGAGAGGAGAUGCUGAUGUCUGUUCCUGAUGAGAAAAGAAGGGAAGACCUCUGCAGGAGACUCAUUUUGCUCCAAACACGCUACAAGGAGCUGCAUAUUAGAGUAGACUCAUCCCUCUCUCCUCCGGAUGAGAUGAGUGCUUCUCUCUCUCCGUCUGACUAUCUCCUGGACAUUAAUAAAGUUUUAUUGGCCAUGGCUGACAACGAGCUGCUUCUGAACUCCUCAGAGCUGAGCGGAGGGCUGUUUGAAGAUUUUUCCAGUCAGGAGGACAUGCUGAAGAGUAUAAAGGAGAGUUUGGAGCGACUGGCCGAGCAGGUUGAGGUGAUUAAUGAGCGUCAACCUGACGUGAUUCCUGAAGCUUCCAGUCAAGAAAUGGCCCAGCUAUCCGAUGCCCUGACACAACUGAACUCAGAGUGGGAUAGAGUCAACCGCAUGUACAACCAGAGAAAAGGGUGUUUUGAUCAAGCUGUGGAGGAGUGGAGGCAGUUUCACUGUGACAUGAACGAUCUUUCACAAUGGCUGAGUGAGACGGAACAGAUCCUGGCCGACGGAAUCGGACCAGAAGGAGAACUGGACCUGGAACGGGCCCGUGCACAUCAACAGGAUCUGGAAGAGGGUUUGGCGUCUCAUCAGUCUGUUUUGGUGGUGUUGAGCCGGUCUGAAGAACACAUCAUCAGUCAGCUCUCGUCUCCUGUUGGUGCUCUGCUACAGGAGAAACUGGACACACUGAGACACCGCUGGACAGACGUCCAGAGACAAGUGUCUGACCGCCAGCACAGGUUGAUGGGUGAUGAUCCAGCUGUUAUGGAUGUCAUUCAGCGUUCUGCUGAUCUGGCUCAGUGGGUGGAGCAGACGGAGGUUGCCGUGUCAACAUUACCUGUCUCUGCUACUGACAAUAACCUCAGAGAGCUCAAGGCUCUGACAGAGGAAAUGGAUGGUCAAAAUGAGAUGUUAUCAUGGCUGAACAAGGCUGGCUUUCAGAUCUUGUCAAACUCCAGUCUGAGUUCCCAAGACAAAGACACUCAUGUGAAUAAACUACGCCAGAUAAACAUCAGUUGGAGUAAAAUGAGCCGUGAGUUGCUGGAUAAAGUGCGUGAGGUGGAGGGGUGUCUGCAGACACACACACAGGUCCAGGACGAGAGCAGGCUGACAUCAUACGGGCAGUUCCAGGAUCGCAUGAACAGACUGGGUGACUGGGUUUAUAUCACCAGCCAGUCACUGAGUGAACUCACACCAACUGAGGCGCAGGUUCUGGAGAUGUCCAUGCAAGAGCAGAAGCGAGAGUUGGAGGAGCUGUUGUCCUAUUCCAUCGAGCUCCAGAAGAAACAGCUGCUGUUACCACAGGAAAAGAGUAAAAUUGAACAGCUUGCAGUUGAUUGGAAGGCUCUGGACAUCAGAUUGAAGGAGACACCACAACAGUCUCUGUCACCAUGGACACAACAAGUCGCUCAGCAGCAAUUUACAGUGAGCGUGCCGUCUGCAGUUAACAUGGUCAGCCUGAUGAGCGAAGAGCGACAUCACAGUCCAGAGCUGGUGGGCCCGACCGAUCUCAACCAGACAGCCACAGAGCUGGCCGACUGGCUCCUGCUUAUUCACCAGAUGCUCAAGUCCAAUAUCGUCACUGUGGGAGACAAAGAUGAGAUCCACACCACCAUCGGCCGCCUUCAGGUGACUAAAUGUGAUCUAGAGCAGAGACAUCCUCAACUGGAGGACAUCAACACACUGGCUCAGAACAUCAAGAACAAAACCUCCAACUUAGAUGUGCGCACCUCCAUCUCAGAGAAACAGGAGAAAGUGCGUAGCCAGUGGGACAGCACACAGCAUGGUGUGGAGGCUCGACUUCAGCAGCUGGAUCGCAUGAUUAGCCACAGCGAUCAGUGGGAGGAGCUGAGACGUAAGGUGAAGGCUCUGAUUGAUCAAAACGAGAUGCUGUUUCAUAACCUGCUGCAGCUGAGCCAAGAGCCGCUGACUAAACAGAUCAAUGACAACAAGGUCUUCCUGCAGGACCUCAGUCGAGGACAGGAGAGUGUGACCUCCUUUAACGAACUGUCCAAUCAGCUGCUGCAGGAAUAUGCAGCCGAUGACACACGCAAGGUCAAAGAGGUCAUGGACAAACUCAACACUUUGUGGAACAGCAUCAAUAACAGGGCGUCGGACCGCCAGACAGCUUUGGAUUCAGACCUAAAGACUCUGCAGGCGUCCCUCCGAGAACUCGAGUCGUUCCUGAAGUGGCUGCAAGAGGCAGAGACAACCCUCAAUGUGCUAUCUGAUGCCGCCCAGAGGGAGGGGCUCGCCCAGGACUCCACCCACAUCAAGGAACUGAAAGGCCAGCUGGGGGACAUCCAGGCAGAGAUCGAGGCUCAUAAUGAUGUGUUCAGGGGUGUGGAGGGAAAUAAGCUGAAAAUGGUGAAAGCUCUGGGCAGCUCAGAGGAGGCAGUGUUUCUACAGCAUAGACUCGACGAUAUGAACCAGCGCUGGAAUGACCUCAAAGCCAAAUCAGCCAACAUACGGGCUCAUCUAGAGGCCAGUGCAGAGCGUUGGAACAGGCUGUUGUCAGUGCUGGAAGAGUUGAGCCGCUGGAUCAGUGUGAAAGAUGAAGAGCUGAACAAACAGAUGCCCAUCGGAGGAGACGUACCCACAUUACUGCAACAACACACACACUGCACGGCGCUGAGGGCAGAGCUGAAGGAGCGUGAACAUGUUGUCCUCAGCACAUUAGACCAGGCUCACAUGUUUCUGGCCGACCAGCCAAUCGAAGGGCCCGAAGAGCCACGCAAGAACCUGCAGCCCAAAACAGACCUGACCCCAGAGGAGAAGGCCCAGCGAGUGGCUAAGGCGAUUCGUAAGCAGACAGCAGAAGUUGGUGAGCGCUGGGAGAGGCUGAUGGGACAUGCGGACACCUGGCAGGAGCAGGUGGAGAGAGCUCUAGAUAAACUGCAGGACCUCCAGAGCUCCAUGGACCAGCUGGACCUGCAUCUAGCUCAGGCAGAGGAACUCAAAGCAGGCUGGCAACCUGUGGGAGACCUUCUCAUAGACUCCCUUGAGGAUCACAUUGAUAGGACAUCAGCUUUCCGAGAGGAAAUCUCUCCAAUGAAACAAGAUGUUCGAGCUGUGAAUGAUCUUGCAAGUCAGCUGACUCCACUGGACGUCCAGCUGUCCUCCACCACCAACCGCCAGUUAGAUAACCUCAACAUGCGAUGGAAACUACUGCAGGUGGCUGUAGAGGACAGGUUGAAGCUCUUGCGGGAAGCACACAGAGAUUUUGGUCCCUCCUCUCAACACUUCUUAUCCACAUCAGUCCAGUUGCCCUGGCAGAGAGCAGUGUCCCAGAAUAAAGUGCCCUACUACAUCAAUCAUCAGAAUCAGUCGACAUGCUGGGACCAUCCCAAGAUGACCGAACUGUAUCAUUCACUCUCUGACCUCAACAAUGUGCGAUUUUCUGCAUAUAGAACGGCCAUGAAGAUCCGCCGCCUACAGAAAGCACUAUGCUUGGACCUGUUGGAUCUGAGUGUAGCUCAGUCGAUGUUCCAGCAGCAUAAGUUGACAGUGAACUCUCAGCAGUUGACGGUUCCUGAGGUCAUCAACUGUUUGACAUCUGUGUAUGACGGACUGGAGCAGGAACACAAAGACCUGGUCAAUGUCCCACUGUGUGUGGACAUGUGUCUCAACUGGCUGCUCAAUGUCUAUGACACGGGACGCAGUGGAAAGAUCCGAGUACUGUCGAUGAAGAUUGGCCUCCUCUCUCUUUGUAAGGGUCACCUGGAGGAGAAAUACAAAUGUCUGUUUAAUCAGGUGUCGUCAGCGGGUGAUACGUGUGAUCAGAGGCAGUUGGGUCUGCUGCUCCAUGAUGCCAUUCAGAUCCCCCGACAGCUGGGCGAAGUAGCGGCCUUCGGCGGGAGCAACAUCGAGCCUAGCAUCCGCAGCUGCUUCCAACAUGUGACCAAUAAGGUAGAGCUGGAACCGAGGCACUUCAUUGAUUGGAUGAGGCUGGAGCCUCAGUCUAUGGUGUGGCUUCCUGUCCUGCACAGAGUGGCGGCAGCAGAAACGGCCAAACAUCAGGCCAAGUGCAAUAUCUGUAAAGAGUUCCCUAUCGUCGGUUUCAGAUAUCGCAGUCUGAAGCACUUCAACUAUGAUGUGUGUCAGAGUUGUUUCUUCUCUGGUCGGACUGCAAAGGGUCAUAAACUGAACUACCCCAUGGUGGAGUACUGCACACCAACCACCUCAGGAGAAGACAUGCGAGAUUUUACCAAAGUCUUAAAAAACAAAUUUCGCUCUAAGAAAUAUUUUGCGAAGCACCCACGCCUGGGUUACCUGCCUGUCCAGACGGACCUAGAAGGAGACAACAUGGAAACUCCGGUCACUCUGAUCAGCAUGUGUCCGGAGCAGUAUGAGAUGUCCCCAUCUCCUCAACUCCCUCAUGAUGACACACACUCACGGAUAGAGCAGUACGCCAACAGGUUGGCACAGAUGGAGCGUUCAAAUGGAUCUCUGCCUACAGACAGCAGCUCAGCCACUGGAAGCAUGGACGAGGAACAUGCUCUAAUCCUGCAGUACUGUCAGACUUUGGGAGGGGAGGGCUCAUCCUUCAGCCAGCCCCAAAGCCCUGCUCAAAUCCCCAGGAGCACCACCCCUAAUGUUCAUAGCCCUUCCUACCUGCUUCAGAGCCCCACCCAGAUUCUGCAGGCAGUGGAGAGGGAGGAGCGAGGAGAGCUGGAGCGAAUCAUAGCACGACUCGAGGAAGAGCAGCGGACCCUACAGAGAGAGUAUGAGCAGUUGCAGCAGCAGCACGGUCAGCCUAGCUCAGUGGCUGUUAGCGGGGCCUCUGAGGAAGCUGACCUGUUAGCCGAAGCUAAACUCCUGCGACAGCACAAGGGACGACUGGAGGCCCGCAUGCAGAUACUAGAGGAUCAUAACAAACAGCUGGAGUCCCAGCUCUACCGACUACGCCAACUACUGCAUCAGCCUGAGUUAAAUGGCAUGUCAUCAUCCAGCUCUCUCCAUCAGGAUGCAGCAGGACAAACCGAGCUCCCAGAUGAGUGUUUUAACAGUAGCUCUGAACUGGCUGAGGUUAUGGAACAAAUUAACCACAGUUUUCCUGCAUGCUCUUCAUCAAGUAUGUCGUCAAGACCCAAGGUGAUGUGAGAGUUGUCAGCAAAACACCCCUUUGGAGAGCACUGUCCAACUCAACAAUUCAAGAUUCCCAUUCCAGAGAUGCAGAUUCCUGGCUGUUCCCUAGACAGACAUGGACCCAAAGACUCUGGAACAGGACCACAUAAUUCAUUUAAAUGGCUAUUACUACUGCGUCUGUCUGUACUAUGCAACUGUACAUUUGAUCAACAUGUAGAUUGUAUGUGAGGUGUAUUUGCCUAUUGUUUUAAUAAUCUGAUGAUGAUUUGGGUUAUGGGGGCCAUUUAUCGUGUAACCUCUACCCUUUUAUUUUUGUGUUCACCGGGAACCAAACUACUACAUAUCUCACAAACAACUCAUGUCACCCCAAUAUCCAUCGGCACAUGUUGUCUUUCGACAGACGUGGUUGGUUAUUAGUUAAAUCAGAAAACUUAGUAAACAAUUAGUUAGAAGACUAAUCACAUUUUGGCAUCUCAAAACAGUCUCAAAACUGCAUGUUGCCCCCCAACAUUGUUCUGUUAUAGUUCUAGCCUAUUUUGACACAGUUUGCCGUAAAUGGUCUCCCUUUAAAGCAUUUUGACAUUCCAGCCCUCACUGCUUUUCUAAAACGCACGCACAGAUGUUUUACACAAACACAUACAAAACACCCUUUUGUGCCUAUAAAGCAUCCAUUCCAGGAGAGAAUAGAAGACGAUAGAGACCGUAAUCCUCAAGAUCAUUUAGAAAGAUUAUAUUAUAUAUUAAAAAAAAGGACAAAUGUAGUAAACAUGGAUUUUCAGAAUGCUUGGCCCAAGAUGAUUUAUCAUUGUGUAGUAUAGUUUUAUAAAUAAAUGUUUGAAAAAAACUUUAGAAGAAAGCCAUGAUUGCCUUGCUACCUCAGACUUGAUCAAUCAUUCAUUCAUUAAUUCAUUUGUUUUUUCAUUGGCGUGAUCUGUACUGUUGUUUUUUGCAAUAGUAUUGCAGUACAAUCCCUAUGCGUGACUGCCGAUUGACUUCACUUUCCAUUUCCCAAACAAAGACAUAGUUCCAGCAAAUGUUCUGCAAAAUUGCACCUUUUUAUGUUAGUAAGAUUCCCUGAUGACAAUGUUGUACUUUUCCCUUUUUUUCCCAGCAGUCAUCUCACUUUUCUACAUGGUGUAUUUGUGGUGUGCUACCUUUGGUGCGGCAUUAGAUCUUAACAUGACUAUAACACCUGACAUUUGAAGUUGAUUCUGAACUAGUGAAGUCUCACUGUCACCAAUGCUGUGCUGUUCUGACCCGAGAUUAGUCCAAUUAGACCAACCACACUACAUGUAAUGAGGUUCCAUACGUUUUAUUUUAAAUAAAGUUUUUAUAAUGAGUGUU